Messenger RNA from Leishmania mexicana MHOM/GT/2001/U1103, 3033 nucleotides. RefSeq lists its product as hypothetical. The record is from RefSeq and is a predicted model, not a curated record. Gene Ontology annotation, molecular function: phosphatase activity. NCBI's taxonomy places the organism in Eukaryota, Euglenozoa, Kinetoplastea, Trypanosomatida, Trypanosomatidae. Gene Ontology annotation, biological process: DNA damage response. Gene Ontology annotation, cellular component: nucleus; cytoplasm. The transcript has a single exon. The coding region runs from base 1 to 3033 and encodes 1010 amino acids.
AUGAAGGGCAUCGGCCGCCAGUCGUUCCUCGUUGUGCUUGACUUCGACUACACCAUCGUCGACUGCAAUACGGAUGAGGUUAUCCCAGCGGCGCUGGGCCGCCGCGACAUGCAGCGGCGCCUGAUGCUGGAGAAGAGCCGAGUUCAGUGGACGAAGCUGAUGGACACCAUCAUCGCGCCCUUCCACAAGGAGGAGCUGAGGAAGGCGGCGCAGGACAGUGUCACCAUCGACCCAAAGAUGCCCGAAGUCUUUCAGUAUCUGAGAGAGGCACAGAAGCAGUACGCCGUCGCGGCGGCUGGGUUGACGUCGCCUGGCGAUGCGCGUGCGGCGGCGGUGCAGGACAACAUGCCGGGCUUUAUAGAGCUGAACAUCGCCAGUGAUGCGAACCUUCUGUUCAUUGACGCGGCGCUCGAUGCGCGCCUCCCGGGUGUGAAGGAGUGCCUGCCACAGAUUCACAGCAACCCGUACUACGACCUGACCGCGCCUGGCGUUUCUCAGAGUGCCGGCUUGGACGUGUGCUAUGGCCCAGACCGGCCGGCCGGCAGCCUCAACGUGAACGACGAGGCGGACCGUGAUGCAGUGUACAACCCGGGCAUGACGCGCAAGUCGCGCGUGUGCUGGUACGAGCCGUACGGCCACCAGUGUCAGUGCUGCCUCGCCGGCGGCAAGCCGAACAUGUGUAAGUCCAUUAUCAUCGAACGUCUGCUGCAGACGACGUCGCUCAUCGAUCCAACUGUCAUCUUCGUUGGUGAUGGCGCGAACGACUACUGCCCCGUACUGAACGUGCUGCGGCCGCGUGACUACAUGUUCGCCCGCCGCGACUUUCCGAUCCACCACAUCCUCGCCGGUGCCCCGCAUCCGGCAUCCAGCAAGAAGGGCGUCGCCGGCGACGUUGGCGGGUGCUGCCACAUUGGCCUGUGGAGGAACGCUGCGGAGUUGCGGGAGCUCUUCCAGCUUGCCUUGGAGCACCCUGGCGCACGACUCCCGACGCUCGUGCGGUUCCGCGAUGCGACUGCACAGGAGUUCCGCUCCGUCACGAUGGCGAAGCGCAUUCCUUCCGUGCUGAGGCGUGUCAUGGAGGAGCUCAGCAACGCGUCCGCGGUGUCCGAGAAGGGACGCCAGCGUGUCAUUGAGCUCAUGCGAGAUACAGAGGCGAACGGCAUGGUGCCGCCGCUGCCGGGCCAGGCGUGCGUGCCGGCGUGGCUGCGCAACUACGCAUACGUCUCUGAGUACGACAACGUCAACGCCACUGAUGUGGCACGGCGAGUGAGCCCGCCAGCGGGAAAGGGGAAGGAGCACCUGAUCGCGCCGCGCUGGGGCCAGUUGCCGUGGCUGCAUGGGGAGAUCUACUUUUACCAUGUGCUGUGGCAGUGCUUGAUGAUGCAGGACGUGGCCGAAGGGGCAGCGGAAGCGGACGCGACAGCCGCCGCGGGGACGGCGGCCACCUUCAAUGUUGUCACUCAGCACGCCUUGCACAACCCGCUGUUCUCGCAGGAGUGCCGCGUUGCGUCGACGCCGGGAUUGGUCAGCCCGCCGGCGAUCGAGAUGCAGAGCGCACGGGAUGUGGCGCCGCUGGUGUGCCGGCCGGCCUCGAUCGCCGACAGUGUCGUGGUACGGCGCGUGCAGCCCGGCAGCGAUCGCCCCGCUAGACAGGUGCCAUACGCGGAGAUGGUGCGGCAGCCGAGCGGCUGCGCCAUCCCCCCAGCCGCAACAUUCUUCUCCCAAUACCGCGACAUCUUUGCCCGCGAGAAGCACGCUGUCUUGAUGGACUUCUUGAAGGUACGCGUGGUGCCGAUGCUGGCGUGCCAACCGUGGGACGCCGAUCGCGACUACGGCGGCAUCUUGCUGCGGUGGAUGCUGUGGGGCAACGGCAUCGACCUCUCCAUGUUCACGCUCGACCAGCUGGCCGACUUGCAUGGCAAGGCAGCGGGCGGCGAAGACAAGUCACACGCAGGCGAUGUGGCGGCGCUGCGGGAAGUCGAGAAGGCUGCGUCCCUGGCGCAGGAUGCGAACCUGGUUGGUAACGAGGUGACCAAGGUGGAGGCCUACCUGCAGCGCCUGCUGGACCCGGACGACGCAUGCAACGGCACUCGUCAAGUGGACGUCGUCAUGGACAACGUUGGCGUGGAGUGCAUCUCCGACCUGUGCUUUGGUUUGUGGUACGUGAACCAGGCGACCAAGCUCGGCGCUGCGGCUGGUGCCGGCAGCGCGCGUGUCGUGUAUCACGUCAAGGCAAUGCCGUACUACGUCUCCGACGUGACGCCGCGCGACUUCGACCUCACACUCGCCACUUUGGAGGAUUCCUUCACCGGCGAGGCCUUCGAGCCGGAUGCGACGAAGCGGAUGACGCUGAAGGCUGUGCUGGAGCCGUUCAUUGCGCAGGUGCGGGACUGCUUCGCGCGUGGCGCCUUCGCUGUCGACGCCGAUACCGUGUGGACGCAGCCGUCCGAGUACCGAGACCUGCCGCCGCGUGUGAUAAACCGGUGCUUCUUUACCCAGUGCGUGUCGGCACCGACUUCUGCUCGUGAUGCUGCCGCGACGAUGACGGGGUCGGGUGUGGCUGCGGCGCUGGCCGAGACGGGCUGCCCUGGCUCAUCGGGGGCCGGGCUCUACCGCAUGAACAAGGCGCACGUCCAACCCUGCAGCGGGUUGGUCGUCUUCAAGGGUGACCUUAACUACCGCCGCCUCGUUGGCGACCGCUACUGGGACCGCACCGAUUUUUUGACGACGCUGGCGAAGGAGGAGAGGCCCGACCUGCGCAAGGCACCAGAGCGCUACAGCGCAGUGGAGCACUCCAUCGUGGAGGAGCUGACGCAGGACACGCCGCCAACCGCGCUGAUGGACUCACCGACCUUUUCCGACGUGAUGUCAGCAUAUUGGCCAACGCAGGUCGUUCCAGUGUGCUCGAUCCGCACGAUCAAGAGCGAGUGCUGCCUCGGCGUGCCUGGUGACGUGAAGGCGAGGCUGGACCAGGAGCUGGGGCUGCCGUGGCGCGUCAGCGGCAAGUACGGAGAGAUUCUGUUUGCUUGCUGA